CAUAAAUGGGUUAGGUUAGGUUGAAACUGCGACUCCGCACAAACCAAUAACUACCUAACAAAAGGAGGGUUAGGUUAGGUUAGAACUUUGACCCGCCGUAGAAUAAAAUAUUCUAUCAUAAAAGUGGUUUAGGUUAGGUUUGAACUGCGGCCCCCGCAGAACGAAAACCGUGAAAAAGUAGGUUAGGUUAGGUUAGAACUGCGACCUCCCUAGAAUAAAAUAGCUAGCAAAAGCAGUAGGCCUACGUACUAGUUAUAAAAAGUAUGUAAAACUUUACGUUAUCACUAAAUGAAAUAUGACAAAAAAUGUUAUACGAUAUAUGUAUUUAUACUUGAUAAAAUUGUAUGAAGUAUUACGUUAUACAAAACUAUAAUAUAACAAAUGUCAUUAUAAAACAUGUCUAUAUACUAUUUGAAAAUUAUAUUACAUUAGGCAUUAUAUCAAUGACAGUUUAGAUGAAAUCACUAUAUAAUAAAGGAAACGUAUUAUAAAAAAUACAUUAUAACAUACAAUAAUAUAUCAAAUGGCGUUAUAACAAAUGUAUGAUAGAUUUUUUAUAAUUAUAUUAAACAUUACACACCCUUCUUAAAUCCAUCCUUGGGUCCGAAGGACCAAUCCUGUCAAAGGAAAUCUCUUGUUCAUGCAACGCCGUGGUUGACCUUUUUAUGCUCUGAGCACACUCAACUAUUAGUCAAAGUAUGUGGCUUGGCCGUUUCACCCGUUUCGCUACCGCCACAUGGGCGCAAGGAAAUACUGGAGCUAAGUAAAGACUGGGACAAAAUAGUUAAAUAUUGCAACCAUCGGAUGACUUGUAUCGUGCAGUGUCUAUAUGAGCAAACCGGAAUUUUAGAUGCGAACGGGCGGUACGUGGAUAGUAUAUUGCUAGAAUGGUUGAAGAUUUCAGUAUUUUCGGGAAAUAUUACCCAAGACCAAGCCACAAAAAUAGCUACAGCCUGCAACAGGGUGAACCAUAACAUUUCUACCAAGGGUUGUGAGAGGGCUAUAGAAGUGGCAAAGUGCAUACAUACAGAAACAAAUAGGGUACAUUCUCCACGGGAACCGGACAGUUUAAUAUACUUGAUAACUAUUGAUUGUCGAAAAUCUCAUCCUGAGUGUUUAAUGUGGUGUAUUUUUGACAAAAUGGAAAUCUUACAAAGGGGCAGUUGGUACUCGGAUUUAAAAAUGCUAGAAUGGAUGAAGUAUGCUAUUGAUAUAGGCAUGCUUACUCAAAACCAAGCCAAAAAUGUCACUGUAUCAUGCAAACGUGUGAACGAGAAGAAGCUAGAACCAUCCCAACUAACACCUGAUAUUUCGUGCGCUAAAGGCGAAGAACUGAAAAAAUGCCUGCUUGCAGAAAUAGACAAGAUAUUACAUAUGAAUAAACCCGAAGACAAGGAACAGGAUACCCAGGUUUGGAGCCGCGAGCAUCCCUGGACGAAUCGAAGCUGCUACGUCAACUUGGGCCCCAGGUGCCAUCUGGGCCCAGCCGCCUCCGUCAUCCCCGGGCACUUACUGCGGAAGCUCAUAGAUAAGACGGAAAAGUGCGACCAAUGCAGCUCGAAAAACAGAAAGGUCGGCUUGGUAUGCACACGAGAUAAAGACAAUGUUUAUCAAGAGAUGGAUAGAUGUGUAAUGCAAAAAAUGAAUUGCCUCGGCGGCCUCGCGGGAGUUCAGUCGACAGGCAAGACAUACGAGUUUACGGAGAUACCGUUCGCCAUCAAGCCGCGCUGGGGGCGUAUUUCGGUCCGGGGUGACGAAGACGCCCACAUCCGCUUUUACGACACCUGGCCGUAUAACCCAAUCCACAGUUAUUGGGUGGUCCUCAACGGCUUCUGGGGCCGGUUAAAGUGCAGGUUGUGGGAGAACGAGCACCCGCCGCCGAAGGAGAUCGAUAACCCCUUCGGGCUCCGCGGCCGUGACGUCUGGACGGAGUAUACCGUGGUGUGGAACAAGACCUCCGGCUGGUUCCUCAUGUCGCAGCCGCGCGAGCCCAGGUGGCGGGAGCACUUCCUUCUUGAUCACGUGUCCAGUAACAUCCCCUGGAACAUCAAGUACUUCGACGUGUCCGGUUCUCGCAACAUCCCUCUGACCUGGGUACUCCACGAUUUACCACACGAUCUCACAAUAAUGAACAAGGGCCAGUGCCGGCCGCAGGACGCCAGCGGGGCGUACCACGAAGAUCAGGACUCGUCCGCGGAGGACAUUACUAAUUAA
Molecule: messenger RNA, 2214 nt
Organism: Cydia splendana
Lineage: Eukaryota; Metazoa; Arthropoda; Insecta; Lepidoptera; Tortricidae
Exons: 14
Coding region: 805-2214 (469 amino acids)
Molecular function (GO): odorant binding
Source: RefSeq, a predicted model, not a curated record